Molecule: messenger RNA, 1804 nt
Organism: Lepus europaeus (European hare)
Lineage: Eukaryota; Metazoa; Chordata; Mammalia; Lagomorpha; Leporidae
Gene: RSPO1
Product: R-spondin 1
Exons: 7
Coding region: 487-1272 (261 amino acids)
Source: RefSeq, a predicted model, not a curated record
CUGAGCCGGCCGCGCCCUCGCCCCUCCCGGGCCUGCCCACGCCGCGGCUGGCUGCGCCGAGUGUUUGAAACUCCUCCCAUCCCAGAGCUGAGGGAGGUCAGUGUCACUUGGUCCAGUGAAACUCACAUUUGGACCCUCCUCCUGGUUGCUCAGCCGAGAUCGUGGAUUCACGUGGGAGUGGGCCAAAAGAUCGUCGCUGGGUUGGUUUGUGGAGUGCUGCUUGCUGAAGGGACAGACACACCAUUGCGCAUGUGACACCCGGAGGUGCCCCCCUGAGGAGCACUGCUUUGGAGAAGCUCCCUUGGGCUGAUGGAGAAUUGGGCUCCCCACACCCUCUCUGUCUCCAGCUGAGAUUAUGGUGGAUUUGGGCUCCGGCCCAGGCCUGGGCCUCCGGCUGCUGACCCAGCCCCGGAGGCGUUAGCAAGAGCCCUGCGCCAUCCCCAGACACCAGCCCUCCUCCCAGGGGCCUGGAGCUGGCGAGUGACUAUGCGGCUUGGACUGUGUGUGGUGGCCCUGACUCUGAGCUGGGUGCACCUUGCUGCCGGCAGCCGGGGGAUCAGGGGGAAGAGGCAGAGGCGGAUCAGUGCCGAGGGGAGCCAGGCCUGCGCCAAAGGCUGCGAGCUCUGCUCUGAGGUCAACGGCUGUCUCAAGUGCUCGCCCAAGCUGUUCAUCCUGCUGGAGAGGAGCGACAUCCGCCAGGUGGGCGUCUGCUUGCCGUCCUGCCCGCCUGGAUACUUCGACGCCCGCAACCCCGACAUGAACAAGUGCAUCAAAUGCAAGAUCGAGCACUGUGAGGCCUGCUUCAGCCACAACUUCUGCACCAAGUGUCGGGAGGGCUUGUACCUGCACAAGGGCCGCUGCUAUCCAGCCUGUCCCGAGGGCUCCACAGCUUCCAAUGGCACCCUGGAGUGCGGCAGUCCUGCACAAUGUGAAAUGAGCGAGUGGUCGCCGUGGGGGCCGUGCUCCAAGAAGAAGAAGCUCUGUGGUUUCCGGAGGGGCUCCGAGGAGCGGACGCGCAGGGUGCUCCACGCCCCUGCGGGGGACCACGCCGCCUGCUCCGACACCAAGGAAGCCCGGAGGUGCACAGUGCGAAGGACGCCGUGUCCCGAGGGGCAGAAGAGGAGGAAGGGAGGCCAGGGCCGACGUGAGAACACCCACAGGAACCUGGCCAGGAAGGACAGCAAGGAGACGGGCGCUGGCUCUCGGAGACGCAAGGGGCAGCAGCAGCAGCCGGGCACAGCCAGGCCGUUCACGACUGCAGGGCCCACCUAGGCCCCGGGUCCAGUGCCAGGCCCGUCCGAAAGAGUUCAACGCUGCUCUGUGUGAUGAAGCUUUCCUGGACGGGAAUGUCGGGGUUGAUGGACACACACCUGGCAUCCAUCCGUGCACACAAACACACACUCAAACCCCUUGUCCCCAGAGGGAACCAGCAGACACACACACACACACACACAUGAGGCCAUCAGAAGACACUUCCAUCCCCCGGGACCAACAGUACACAUUGGCUUAUGAUGCUCGCAGUAGACAUGGCACAGAGAACAUUCUGGCAUCUGAGCCCAUCCUUGCAGCACGGAGUCUUCUGGAGGAACUUCUGGGAUCAGAUCGGCCAGGAGAGGCUGAUGGGAGUCCAAGUUGAAGCCUGAUGGGGAUCCGGGCUGGAAGUGCCUUCCUGCCCUAUCAGGCGCUCCCAGCCAAGUGACUUUAUCAUUGGAGAGAAUUGUUACACAUCCAUGACGCAUAUCAGGGCUGACCUGACUCUGAAAACUGCUUAAAAGUUUAUUUCAAAUUAAAAAGAAAUCAACAA